This is a messenger RNA of Pieris brassicae (large cabbage white), 1223 nucleotides long. RefSeq names its product S-formylglutathione hydrolase. Gene Ontology annotation, cellular component: cytosol. The transcript has 5 exons. The coding region runs from base 103 to 966 and encodes 287 amino acids. Gene Ontology annotation, molecular function: S-formylglutathione hydrolase activity. The record is from RefSeq and is a predicted model, not a curated record. NCBI's taxonomy places the organism in Eukaryota, Metazoa, Arthropoda, Insecta, Lepidoptera, Pieridae. Gene Ontology annotation, biological process: formaldehyde catabolic process.
UUUGACAAGUGUGAUUUUAAUUUUUAAUUGUCAUUCGUAUUUUAUAAGUUGUAACGCGACUACGUAUUUUAUUUAAAAAUAAAUAAUAUACUGGAAAUUAUAAUGGAUUUGUUAGAAUUGGUUUCAUCAAAUAAAAUUUUUGGGGGUCUCCAAAAGAUAUUCUCCCAUCAGUCAACUGAGCUUAAAUGCAAAAUGAAUUUUUCUAUUUAUUUUCCUCCGCAAGCGGAGGGUGGUGAUGUUAAAUUACCAGUUAUUUUCUAUCUAUCUGGAUUAACCUGCUCAGAACAAAACUUUAUUUCAAAGUCUGGUUUUCAAAGAUAUGCAGCGGAACAUGGAAUCAUUGUUGUGGGCCCAGACACUUCACCAAGAGGGGUUAAAAUACCUGGAGAUGAUGAAUCAUGGGAUUUUGGGGUUGCUGCUGGAUUUUAUUUAGAUGCAACAAAAGAUCCCUGGUCUAAAAACUAUAGAAUGGGAAGCUAUGUUAAUAGCGAGCUUUAUGGUUUAAUAUUAAGUGCAUUUGAGAAUGUAGUUGAUAUAGACAGAAUUGGUAUAAUGGGCCAUAGUAUGGGGGGUCAUGGUGCCCUCACUUCUGCAUUAAGAAAUCCAGGCCAAUAUAAAUCAAUAAGUGCAUUUGCUCCUAUUUGCAAUCCAAGUGUUUGCCCAUGGGGUGUUAAAGCUUUUAGUGGUUAUUUAGGUGAAGAUAAAAGUAAGUGGGUGGAAUGGGAUGCUACCGAACUUGUAAAGCAGUAUGAUGGACCACCUCUUACUCUUCUAAUUGAUCAGGGUGCUGCUGAUAAUUUCUAUAUCCAAAAGCAACUUCUGCCAGAAAAUCUUGUUGAAGCAUGCCGUUCAGUUGGGAUUCCUGUCAUCUUGAAUUUACGUGAGGGAUAUGACCAUUCCUAUUAUUAUAUUUCCACAUACAUUGGUGAACAUUUUGAUUUCCAUGCAAAAAUACUGAAGGCAUAAUUUUUUAAAUGUAUUGUUGAAGUAUAGCCAAAUAAGACUCGACUUAUCUGAAAGGCCCUUCAAAGUGCAAUUGGUAGUAAUAAAUAUUUAUAUUUUAAACUGGUAAACUUUACAACCUUAUUUUAUUAUCUCCAUGUAAAUAUGCACUCAAAGUGUAAGUUAUGUACUCAUUGUUGAUGUUGUUGCUUUUAUCUACCCCAAAUGCAUUUAAGUUUUGUAAUUAAUUCAGGUGUAAGAAUAAAAAGUUUAUAAAACUG